This is a messenger RNA of Colletotrichum abscissum, 624 nucleotides long. RefSeq lists its product as uncharacterized. Bases 1 to 624 code for a protein of 207 amino acids. The record is from RefSeq and is a predicted model, not a curated record. The transcript is spliced from 3 exons. NCBI's taxonomy places the organism in Eukaryota, Fungi, Ascomycota, Sordariomycetes, Glomerellales, Glomerellaceae.
AUGCGCUUCCAUCAAGUACAAGCUCUCAUCGUUGCUUCCUUGGCCGUUUUGGCUUAUGGAUCAGCAACCACCAACCUGGCCCCUAUUGAAGGGUAUGAGAUUAUCAUCCCAGAGUGGGAGUUUCAAGAUGAUAUCAACCCGAGAGCCGAGAAAGUCGUUUUGAAUGGAACAGUUCAGGAGGUGUUGGCGGAUCUUCGGUCCUACAACUCUCUGUACGCGCAGGUCUUGGGCCCUGAAUCGGGUUCUCCUACCACCUCUUCAGCCCUAGAAGAGCCGAACAAGUUCGAUAUUUCGCAUGUCGUCUGUCAUAAGUUUUCCUUGGGCUCAGUCGCCGUUGUAAAAGAUGGCAUCAACGAACUCAAACGCAUCCGGCACAGGAGGGCUAAACUCGAGGUUGGCCGGGGAAAAUGCGCUCUUAUGACUUGCGAAUUCAAAACUGCCAUCUGGUGGUGUAAUGACGACGACAAACCAAAGACCAUGAGAACAUUCGACGGCAUUGCACAGGGGGCUGAAAAGGUCUUGCAAUCCUGCGCGAAGAGGAACUCACCUAACGUAUUGCGAUCCUCAGGACAGGCAUUUGACAAGAUGAAGUGGAGCGUUAUCGUGCGCGGUGAGAAUUGCUAA